AUGACCACAACCACUGCUUUGUUUCUGCUGGCUGGAAGUCGGCAACAAAAAAAGCAGUGGCUGUGGUCGUUUUCACCUCCCGUAUAUCUUCCGCACGGGCUAGUUAAUAACGCGCUCCGCACCUGUCGGACGCGCGACCGCACAAAGCUGCUGUGCCGGAAGGGCGGGGCGCCAUUGCUUUCAGCAGCUGCACCGGUGCGGCCAGGCAGCGUGGCUGUGGGAGCCUGCACGAUCUUCUGGGCGGCCAGCGAAGCCAGAGCCCAGGCCAUCAUCGGCGGUGGAGACGUCGGCCGAGGAAUGGGCUCGUGA
Molecule: messenger RNA, 309 nt
Organism: Prorocentrum cordatum
Lineage: Eukaryota; Dinophyceae; Prorocentrales; Prorocentraceae
Source: the annotation of a GenBank genome assembly